Pelmatolapia mariae (spotted tilapia) is the source of this 1254-nucleotide messenger RNA. Its product is annotated as organic solute transporter subunit alpha. Lineage: Eukaryota; Metazoa; Chordata; Actinopteri; Cichliformes; Cichlidae. The transcript has 7 exons. Gene Ontology annotation, cellular component: membrane. Gene Ontology annotation, molecular function: transporter activity. Bases 1 to 1254 code for a protein of 417 amino acids. Gene Ontology annotation, biological process: transport. The record is from RefSeq and is a predicted model, not a curated record.
AUGAGAAGUAGGGCCAACUGCAGCUGGAUUGGGCCUGAGAUCCCUCUGUCAUCACAAAUUUUUACUGCCAUUAAAAAUGAGCUGUGGCUCUUCCUCAUCCCAGCCGGCCUGGCUGUCAUUUUACUUGGGGUGUUUCUGGAAGAGGUGGGCUUCUUCUUGCGCAAUAUUUCCUCAUUCAGACGUCAAUUUCUCUACCUUUGGAUAUUAGGAAUGUAUCCGGUGUUUGCCUUCACAUCUCUGAUAGCACUGUAUGUGCCCCGUUCCUCUUCUCUGUGUAAUUUCAUUGCUUCUCUGUAUCACUCUAUCACCUUGUUGAAAUUCAUGGGACUGAUCACAGACUUUUUUGGAGGGAAAGUGCGUAUGCUGGCUACGUUGUCUGGACAGCAGGUAACUCCAGAUCCUUUUCCCUGCUGCUGCUGCUGCUGCCUCCCAAUGGUGACCAUCAACAGCAGCAGCCGGGCCUGGAUGAUGGCUGCUGUCCUGCAGCUCUCUGUGGUCCGCAGCAUCUUGUUCUUCGUGACUUUGGUGCUGUGGACAGAUGAACAGUAUGACUAUGGUGAUGUGGGUUCAGUUGACCCCAACCUGUAUGUGAACGGCAUCAUAGGUGUGUCAACUUUCGUGUCCUUUUAUGGCCACCUAUUGUUUUACAAAGCAACAAAGAGUGCGUUGCAUGGCUAUGGACUGAGAGCCAAGUUCAUCUGCAUCAUCCUGGUGCUGGUCCUGUGUGGCCUGCAGAGUGGCAUCUUAGAGACUAUGGGGGCUCUGGAGGUUAUCCCCUGCACACCACCUUUCUCUGUCUUGGCCCGGUCUCAGUUGAUCUACCACUACAGCGUGAUUGUGGAGAUGUUUUGCAUUGGCCUGUAUGCCCGCCACACAUUCCGUAAGGUGGAGCCGAGUGAAAUGGAGAUGGAGGAGCCGCUUGAUGUAUGGAGAAUGGAAAAGGCCAUCCAAACGGAAGAAAUUCAGGCAAUGCAUCAGAAGGCCAGCGUGCUAUCAGAGGAGGCUCGGCCUGGUGGAUGUCUCAUCAACGCCUCAUAUAGUCCCAGUUACAACAGUGACAGCGAAGACAGCCUGUGCAGGAUAGAGCAUGCACCUCUGGAUGGUUUCCACUUUCCUAAGGCCAAAGGUCAGCACUCAAGGAGUUCAGAGACAGUGGAGCCCAGGUGUGUGGAUGAGCCCGGUGUAGCUCUGACACACAUUACUGUCAGGGCUAAUGUAAAUGACCUGGAGUCAAAAGAUGUCACUGUGGUUUGA